Messenger RNA from Cuscuta epithymum, 2430 nucleotides. NCBI's taxonomy places the organism in Eukaryota, Viridiplantae, Streptophyta, Magnoliopsida, Solanales, Convolvulaceae. The record is from the annotation of a GenBank genome assembly.
UCCAUUUCCAAGAAUCUGUUUCUCGUCCAUCUGAAAUAUCUUACCCGUUUCUCCGACCAUAUUUUAUCGCGAUGAAGAUUCGAUUGAGUAAUAGGAUGUACAAAGUUUGACAAAGCCGGAGGAGUCUUUAGCUUUGCAAUCCACAGCUUUUAUGGAUGAAGCAGUGAGAAUAGGUAACUACGACGCUGUAAGCGCCGCCGGGGGAUAUGGAGAUAGGGUGAUGGAGUGGGAGGACGGUCUUCCACACGGAGACGAUCUCACUCCAUUGUCUCAAUCGCUAAUCCCGCCGGGGCUGGCCUUCGCGUUUCGGAUUUCACCGGAGCCACUCCGGACCAUGCUCGAUGUGAAUCGCGCCUCGAACAUGACGUUUGCAUCGCUGCAAGGAGGUAAGAAUCAGAUGAUUUCGUCCCUGAAUCUUAAUAGUUUUCAGCCGUUCGAUGAAGAUCUGAACAAGGAGAGGAUUAUUACGGACGAUGAUACGGAUCUGAUACGAGAAGGAUCUGAUUCGAGGAAGAAUCGGCGGAUUGAGACCGGAGGAGGCGGGGUAGAGGAGGCCGAGGACUCGGGUAUGCGGGAUGGAAACUGCGGAGACGGUUCGUCCGCGAAAACUGCUCAGAAGCGGCAGAGGCUCGUUUGGACGCCGCAAUUGCACAAGCGAUUUCUGGACGUGGUGGGGCAUCUCGGCAUCAGCAAGGCAGUGCCGAAGACGAUUAUGGAGCUAAUGAACGUAGAGGGACUCACAAGGGAGAACGUCGCCAGUCAUUUACAGAAGUAUAGGCUGUACUUAAAGAGGAUGCAAGGGUUCCCAAACGAGGGGCCUUCUUCUGCAUCGGAUAGGUUGUUUGCUUCGACGUCUUUGCCACAGAGUUUGCCAGAAUCUGGUCAUGGACAUGGCCACCAUCAUAAUAGCAAUGAAUCUAAUGAUCACAUAUCGAUGCCAAUUCCUUUGCCUUGCCCGCACCAAAUGCUUCCCAUGCCAUUGUUUGGUAUCACUCCUGAUGGAAUCAAUGGGAAGAUGGGAAACCAAAAUGGUGGACCUCCUAGUCAUCUUCAUCAUCAGUAUUAUAUGGGCCAACAAAGGGAGUGGCCAGGAAACCAAUUUGGUGCAUAUCAUCACGUUCCUCCAACUGAAAAGUAAUUACUUGCUCAACUUGUCUGCACUUAACUCAAUGAGGCCAGACUGUGCAUGUAAAUGACCUUCUUUAUACGAAGUACUCUGAUUCAUGUGUUUGAUGAUAUUUCUUUGUCAGGAGUUUACUUGAUUAAUGUAGAAUUGUUGGGAAAUUUUAGUUGUGAGAAUUAUACUCGUAGAUUAACAAUUAAUGUAUUACUGCUAUUAGUAGAAGAUCUGUUGUUCCUGUUGUGAGGUUGAAAAUGAAGAUGUAUGGUUGAGAUUCGAAAUAAAAUAAUUGAGAAAAUAAAACCCUGUUUUCUUUUUUCUUUUUCAAGGAAAAAGGAAGACUUUUUGGGACUCACUAAAAAAGAAAUUAAGAAAUAAGGAAGGACACUCCAUGCGCUGAUAGUUUCUUGGAGUGUCAGAUGAUAAGAAGACCCUCCAAGCUAUAUCCCCAUUCUUAGCAUAUAAGCAAAAAUGGCAAAAUGUGAAUUGGGGCUGCAUCCUGGACAGAGUUAUCUUUUUUUAAUCAUGUUUACAGUUUUCUGUUCAGUCCAUAUAUACCCUAUUUUAUUUUGAAUUAAUACUCCCUAUUAUUAGAGUACUUAUUAGCUGUACUACCUGUUCCUUUUUAGGUAGAAUUUUAUUAUAUUUUCUAUUUUUGGUUAUUUUUAUUCUACCUUUUCAUCUUUCUCUUUUCUACAUUCUCAUCUUCUCUUUAGCAUUUUUCAUCUAUACUUUUUUCGAUCUUUUCUACACUACACACGGAUAUUUUUUUUUAAUCUCCGUGAAAAAACUAGAGUAACAACAAUCAUAGUUGGAGUAAUUAUAUCUUUCAGACAUUGAUUCUAUAUUGUUAUUCUAUAAAUAUAUUAGGGAUACACUCCUGCACUAGCUUGAAUGUUAUCUUGAAUUUAUUUAAAUCUGCGAUCAUAUAUGACCAUACUAGAAUUGUAAACUAAAUCAGACCAAAUAGAUUAGAUGAUAAUAGAAAAAUAUACAAAGUACAAGAUUGGACUAUAAAAGUUACACCAUAUUUGCUAUAGAUGUAUAUAUAAAUGUUUUUUGUUGUCAGUGUGAAUUUCACAAAGAUGAACCUUGAUUCACAAAAACUGAUGCCUCAUGCCUAACAACUUAUCUGAUCGUGUUUGAUUCAAACAGAUGUAUAGAACAUUAGAACUCAAGUUCCUGUGUACUUUUCCUGUUAGAUAUGAAGCAGAGAAGCUUCUAAUGAAUCAUUGUCUACUGGUUGCAUUUUAUUAGUGUGUCCUCAAACCUCUUGUUUAAACCAUAAAUGGCAUGUUUUGUUGUUGGUA